AUGGAUCUACAAACAAGAAUUGAUUUAGUUCAGUGUUAUUAUGAAUGCGGCAGAAAUUACACCACUGGAUUACGAAGAUUUCGCGCAAUAAUGGGUUUGAGAGCGGAGCCCUGUCAAAUGAAAGCGUACCGCUAUUUAAUACAAAAAUUUGAAAGAGCAGGUUCGGUAAUUGACCUUCCGAGAUCAGGAAGACCAGGGAUUAGUGAUGCUCAAGUUGUAGAGGUUCUUCAUAAAAAUCAGGACAUAGCCCGAGGUAAAUUCACUAGCAAUCAGCAGUGCAAAUGUGAUAUCCAAGCGAGUGCAAAUGCCGUAAACCAUGGUUCGGAAAAUGUUACGCAAAUUUCUAAAAAUGUAUCCAUUUAA
Messenger RNA from Psylliodes chrysocephalus, 363 nucleotides. Lineage: Eukaryota; Metazoa; Arthropoda; Insecta; Coleoptera; Chrysomelidae. The record is from the annotation of a GenBank genome assembly.